AUGGGGAUUCGCAUUCCUCCGUCGUCGUCCGCCUCAUCACGGCGGACAAGUACGAAACGACAGGCUCCCCUCCUCCUCCUCCUCGCCGCCUCGGCCUCGACCAUCACCGCCUCGCCGUACCCCAGAGGCGACAUCCUCCACGACAGCCGCUACGCCUACCUCGUCGGGCGGACCUGCGCCAGCGUCUGCGGCGACAGCGGGCAGUACUGCUGCGGCAGCAACGAGCACUGCACGACGCUGCCCAACAACGUCGCGACGUGCCUCGCCAGCGGCGCCGUCGCCUCGCCGCUCUACACCACCACCUGGACCGAGACGCGCACCUACACCAGCACCAUCCUCACCUGGUUCGUGCCGCCGCCCGCGCCCACCGCCGGCGUCGCCUGCGUGCCCCAGCGCCCCGAGUGGGCCGCCUGCGGCGAGAUUUGCUGCGCCGGCUGGCAGACGUGCGCCUGGCAGGGGCAGUGCUCCGCCAAGCCCGGCUACGGCGAGCCCACCACCGUCAUCGUCACCUCCAACGGCGUCGUCACCACCCAGUACUCGGCCCCGUAUCGCGUCACCGGCACCACCACCAUUACCGGCACCGGCAUCCGCACCACCGACCCGGGCCUCACCACCGGCACCGCCACCCCGACCUCGUCCUCCACCAGCAGCAGCCGCACCCCCACCAGCACCCAGGACCCCGACGGCGCUGGCGGUGCCUCCCCCGGCACCGCCAACAACAAGCUGAGCGGCGGCGCCAUUGCCGGCAUCGUCAUCGGCUCGCUCGCCGCCGCCGGCCUGCUCAUCCUGCUCUGCUUCUGCUGCAUCGCCCGCGGCCUCUUCCACGCCAUCUUCGGCAAGAAGCGCGACAAGGGCGACCCCUACGACGACCGGAGCGCCUCGGGCCACACCCGCCGCGACCGCCAUUCAGGCUGGUUCGGCGGCGGCGGCGGCCGUCCCUCGUCCGUCAGCGACCGCCGCAGCGAGAAGAAGUCGAGCAGCGGCGCCAAGUGGCUCGGCAUCGCCAGCGGUGCCGCCACCCUGCUGGCCCUGCUCAACAUGAAGAAAAAGGACAAGAAGGAGCCCUCGCGCAAGGGCUCAUCGCGCUACAACGACUCCUACUCCUACUACAGCUACUCCGACUACACCGGCACCAGCAGCGCGAGCUCCGGCCGCAGAGGAGCCCGCACCGCCCGCACCGCCCGUACCGCUCGCACCGCGCGGUCCGCCCGCUCGAGGACUAGCCGUGACAGUCGCAGCCGCAUGGACAGCCGCAGUCGGAUGGACAGUCGGAGCCGCGUUGGCGAGCGCAGUCGGGUCGAGAGCCGCAUGGGCAUGCCGAGAUCGGCUUACACGGCCAGAUCUGCCUCUCAACAUGAGUAG
Molecule: messenger RNA, 1362 nt
Organism: Cordyceps militaris CM01
Lineage: Eukaryota; Fungi; Ascomycota; Sordariomycetes; Hypocreales; Cordycipitaceae
Exons: 1
Coding region: 1-1362 (453 amino acids)
Source: RefSeq, a predicted model, not a curated record